Carassius auratus (goldfish) is the source of this 613-nucleotide messenger RNA. Its product is annotated as B-cell scaffold protein with ankyrin repeats-like. The transcript is spliced from 2 exons. NCBI's taxonomy places the organism in Eukaryota, Metazoa, Chordata, Actinopteri, Cypriniformes, Cyprinidae. Gene Ontology annotation, molecular function: signaling receptor binding; protein tyrosine kinase binding. Bases 74 to 517 code for a protein of 147 amino acids. Gene Ontology annotation, biological process: B cell activation; negative regulation of B cell activation; negative regulation of phosphatidylinositol 3-kinase/protein kinase B signal transduction. The record is from RefSeq and is a predicted model, not a curated record.
CAAAGUGCUGUUGUCUGAUCAAACAUCUUCCCUGUCAGUACAUAGCAGCACACAUCAGUAGAGAGACAGAGACAUGAGCAAUUCAUCUGAAGAUCUCCUGAUCAUCUAUGAGGCAGAGGCCGAGCAGUGGGCAUCAUACCUGCACUUCCAUCUGGUAGGGCCAAUUCCUGAGGCUGGCAUCUGUUGUUAUGAUAUUGCUUUGGUGACAAGUCGCCAGGAUGACUUCCUGCGACUUAGUGGAUACAAAUGUAAGCUGCUUAUCCUGUCGCGUGGCAUGCUGGAGGGGCUAUGCCAGCUCCGGCGGUACUUUCUGAAUCGUGUAUUACGACCAGAGACAAGUGUGGUGAUUCUCUUAUGUGGAGUGGAAAGCUUGGAUCCUCUGCUAGAGCUGGUUCCACUAAAGAGAGAGCAGUGUCUCCAAAUCUCCAGCGAGCAGGAGCCCCGGGACUAUCAACUUGCUGUGGCAGAGAUUGUUCACAAAGGUAAGAAAGUUUGGGAAGUUUUGGAAUUGGGUUGACAACAAAAAACAAAAAUGUAGAUUUGAUACAUAACAUAUACAUUACAUAACAUUUAACAUUUAAAUAAGUUUCAGUAACACUGUAUUCCCUUAAAG